AUGGAAAGAACUGGAAAAAUUCAAACCAUAAAGGGUUUAAUUGAAAAUUGUGAUUUAGGUAUUACACAUAUGCAUGAACAUAUUUUUAUAAAUUAUUUAGAUUAUUUUCAAAAGCCAACAGAAAAUGAAUUAAAGCAUUAUUGUUGUAUGGGUGGUGGCCAUGAACACAAAACAGUGGACGAUCUUGCAAACGAAAAGAUUUCAUUAGAGAAUGUUUAUUGGGUCAAUUAUAAUUAUAAUAAAAACUUACAUAAUUUAGAACUCAAUGAAAUGGAUGUUGCUUUAAAAGAAUUAGAAAUGUAUAAAAGAAAUGGUGGCAAAACUAUUGUCGAAGUAACUACAGGUGGUAUUGGUCGUGAUCCAAAGAGAUGCUUGGAGGUUUCAGAAAAAACUGGUUUAAAUAUUGUUAUGGGUGCAGGUUAUUAUCUUGAUAAAUCAAUAAAGAAAUAUGUAGAAAAUAAAACAGAAAAAGAAAUGGAGGAUGAAAUUGUUAAACAAUGUUUAGAGGGUUUUGAGGGUACCAAUAUCAAAGCUGGUAUCAUUGGUGAGGUAGGCUGUUCCUAUCCAUUAGCUGAAACCGAAAAGAAAUCAUUAAGAGCAUCAGCAAGAGCUCAAGCUAGAACUGGUCUUGCCAUCACAGUUCAUCCAGGAAGAGCACAAAGAGCUCCUCUCGAAAUUCUUCAAAUCUUAAAGGAUGAAGGUGCUGAUUUAUCAAGAGUUGUAAUUGGUCACAUUGAUCGUACCAUUCAUGAUGUUAAAAUUCUUUUAGAAACUGCUGCAACAGGCUGUGUCUUAGAGUUUGACUUAUUUGGAAUGGAGAUAUCUAAUUAUCCAUUUGGAGGUGAAGUCGAAAUGUGCUCAGAUAAUCAAAGAAUCGAGUGGAUCUACGAAUUAAUUAAAGCAGGCUAUGGUAAAAACGUCGUUAUUUCUCAUGACAUUUAUACCAAACAUCGUUUAUCUAGCUUUGGUGGACAUGGUUAUCAUCAUAUUUUAUUCAAUAUAAUCCCAAGAAUGAAAAAAUAUGGUUAUUCAGAACAAGAUAUCAAUAAUAUUUUAAUAGAAACACCAAAAAGAUUAUUAACAAUUAAAUAA
This is a messenger RNA of Dictyostelium purpureum, 1092 nucleotides long. RefSeq lists its product as uncharacterized. Gene Ontology annotation, molecular function: zinc ion binding. Lineage: Eukaryota; Evosea; Eumycetozoa; Dictyosteliales; Dictyosteliaceae. The coding region runs from base 1 to 1092 and encodes 363 amino acids. The transcript has a single exon. Gene Ontology annotation, biological process: catabolic process. The record is from RefSeq and is a predicted model, not a curated record.